GGGUCACGUGCCGAAAGUUUCCACUGCAAAUGGCGGCUAGCAAACAUGAGAACAUCCACAUGGCAGUAAAAUCGCAAAAUCCGCUUAAAUGUUCGCAGUAUUCCUUACCAUAACAGUGAUUAAUUGUUAGUUUACGUUAAAUUCCGAUCAUCCCUUAUCACCUCACAGCAUGUCAAACGAAAAUAAGUGCGAAAACAUGGACAACCAACAGGGAGAAAACGCAACGAAUUUAUCAAAUUCCACUAGUGUGUGUGAAGCUAAUACGGGUGUUGCAAUAAAAAACAUCGAAUCUGAUGCACUGGACCGUCUUUUGGUGUAUGACAGCGACUCGAGCUCUUCCUCCGAAAUGAUGAAGCUUAAUCUGAAUUGGAGGGCUCAGGAGGGGUCCGAGGACUCGUCCAGUUCCUCGUCUUCGUCUUCGGAGGAUGAGGAGGACAGUGAAACGAGUGGGGACGAUGAUGAUGACGAUGACUCACAGCCCAUUGAAACAACGACACAAAAUAAGGGGGCUAUUAAGAAAAGCCCACCUAAAGUCAGUGAUGAACUAGGGAUUGAACAUUUGCCCCCGGUUCCGGACUUGUCAUCGCUUCAAAUUAACGUGGAAAAUGAGAGUUUUGUGCAUAUGGGAAAUGUGUUCGGGAUUGUGGAUAAGUUAGUAACUAUCGCGGCCCUUCCAAACACUCCAGCGUACGACUUGGAUACGCUCCUCUUCCUAGACAACGGCAAGCGACCUCUAGGUUUCGUUUUCGACGUUUUAGGCCAAGUCACUUCCCCUAUCUAUGCCAUUCGUUUCAAUUCACUUGAAGACAUAAAAAAUUUACAAAUUGAGAUUGGAACAAAAGUCUAUUCCGCACCUACAAGCAAGCACACACAAUACGUUUUCCUUCAACAGCUGCUCAAAAUGAAAGGUAGUGACGCUUCCUGGAUGGACGACACGGAAGUCCCCCCCGAGUUCGCCGAUUUUUCCGACGACGAAAACGAGUGUUACCAGCGAUACGGUAAUAAAAAACUAGCUCCUCACGUGAAACGCACCCACAGUAGCGACAAUUACAAAAAAUUCGAGACGACAAUGAACCGAAAGAACAUCCUCAAUACGAAAUUUAACAAAUACAUGGAUUCGUACAAGCAGGCGCGCUUGAACAAAGCUAAAUCGAAACGGCCACAAGCACCCAACAUCCACACGGCUGUGCCCAUGUUCGACCCAUCGGUGCCGCCACCCAACAUGGCACACUACCACCAACCCAUCGCCCAGUACGUUGGCGUCGAAAACAACAACAUGGGCCCUAGUCUCGGAUUCGCUCCAAAUUUUUUCAUGAAUAAUUUCGUUAGCAACUCCGCAAGCUAUCUGAACCAUCCGGGGCCCUCGCACCAAUAGGAAUUUCGACUUUUCUAAGUUUCAUGCCAUGUAAAAGACUGUUGUUGUUUUACCAUAUAAUUGAGAAUGUUCAGUUGAUUUGUGUUUCGCAACUUGUUUCUAUUAUUUCUAAUAAACGUUUAAAAGUU
Tribolium castaneum (red flour beetle) is the source of this 1503-nucleotide messenger RNA. RefSeq lists its product as uncharacterized. Bases 170 to 1375 code for a protein of 401 amino acids. Gene Ontology annotation, biological process: pseudouridine synthesis; ribosome biogenesis; box H/ACA snoRNP assembly. The transcript is spliced from 4 exons. Gene Ontology annotation, cellular component: sno(s)RNA-containing ribonucleoprotein complex. NCBI's taxonomy places the organism in Eukaryota, Metazoa, Arthropoda, Insecta, Coleoptera, Tenebrionidae. Gene Ontology annotation, molecular function: RNA binding. The record is from RefSeq and is a predicted model, not a curated record.